AUGGCAAAGACAGAGAAGCACGCUCCCGUUGCACGCAUCUCCCCCAAGAGCGUCUUUCGCGCGUCCUUUAUCUUUAUCGGCAUAGUGCUUUCAUUGCACUUUGCAACGGCACUUGUAACGAAAAAGUAA
Messenger RNA from Giardia duodenalis, 129 nucleotides. Its product is annotated as Sec61beta family protein. The record is from RefSeq and is a predicted model, not a curated record. The coding region runs from base 1 to 129 and encodes 42 amino acids. The transcript is spliced from 2 exons. Lineage: Eukaryota; Fornicata; Diplomonadida; Hexamitidae.